Caenorhabditis remanei is the source of this 1308-nucleotide messenger RNA. RefSeq lists its product as uncharacterized. Gene Ontology annotation, biological process: proteasome-mediated ubiquitin-dependent protein catabolic process. The record is from RefSeq and is a predicted model, not a curated record. Gene Ontology annotation, cellular component: proteasome regulatory particle, base subcomplex. The coding region runs from base 1 to 1308 and encodes 435 amino acids. The transcript has 5 exons. Lineage: Eukaryota; Metazoa; Nematoda; Chromadorea; Rhabditida; Rhabditidae. Gene Ontology annotation, molecular function: ATP hydrolysis activity; proteasome-activating activity; ATP binding.
AUGCCGGAUCACCUUGGAGAUGAUAUGCGUAAAACCAAGAAGGGAGAGACCACCGAAGAGGAGAAGACUUUCCAAGCACUCGAUGAAGGAGAUAUUGCUGUUUUGAAGAGAUACGGACAAGGCCCGUAUGCCGAGCAGCUGAAACAGUUGGACACAGACAUCGAAAAUUGUUUGAAAAAGGUUAAUGAGCUUUCUGGAGUGAAAGAAUCAGACACAGGACUUGCUCCACCAGCUCUCUGGGAUAUUGCUGCUGAUAAGCAAGCGAUGCAACAAGAACAACCACUUCAAGUUGCCAGAUGUACGAAAAUUAUUACCAGCGACAAACAUGAUCCAAGAUACUUGAUCAAUGUAAAACAAUUUGCUAAAUUCGUCGUCGAUCUUGCUGAUUCCGUAGCACCUACUGAUAUUGAGGAAGGAAUGCGAGUCGGAGUCGAUCGCAACAAGUACCAGAUUCACCUUCCAUUGCCAGCCAAAAUCGAUCCAACUGUUACUAUGAUGCAGGUUGAGGAAAAGCCAGAUGUGACGUACUCAGACGUCGGAGGAUGCAAAGAUCAGAUUGAAAAACUUCGUGAAGUCGUCGAGACUCCACUUCUUCAUCCAGAGCGUUACGUAAAUCUCGGAAUUGAGCCACCAAAGGGAGUCUUACUGUACGGUCCUCCGGGAACUGGAAAGACGCUUUGUGCUCGUGCUGUUGCUAACCGAACGGAUGCUUGCUUUAUUCGUGUCAUCGGGUCCGAGCUUGUCCAGAAAUACGUUGGAGAAGGCGCGCGUAUGGUUCGUGAGCUUUUCGAAAUGGCUCGUACCAAGAAAGCUUGUCUUAUCUUCUUCGAUGAAAUCGAUGCUGUAGGAGGAGCUCGUUUCGAUGACGGACAAGGAGGAGACAACGAAGUUCAACGUACUAUGCUAGAAUUGAUUAAUCAGCUCGACGGAUUCGACCCAAGAGGAAAUAUCAAGGUGCUGAUGGCUACAAACAGACCAGAUACUCUUGAUCCUGCUCUCAUGAGACCUGGUCGUCUCGAUCGUAAAGUCGAAUUCGCCCUUCCAGAUCUUGCCGGACGUGCGCAUAUUCUCAAAAUCCACGCAAAACAAAUGAGUGUCGAAAGAGAUAUUCGUUAUGACCUGCUCGCUCGCCUCUGUCCCAACAGUACCGGAGCCGAGAUUCGUUCAGUGUGUACUGAAGCUGGAAUGUUUGCUAUUCGUGCCAGAAGAAAGGUUGCUACUGAGAAAGAUUUCCUUGAAGCUAUCAAUAAGGUUGUGAAAGGAUACGCCAAGUUCAGUGCAACUCCAAGAUAUCUGACCCAUAAUUGA